UUUCAGACCUCAGAUAAGAAUUGGAAUCCAUGUUUACAUGAUGAAACUGCCAAGUUGUUCUACAAGCUUGUACGACUGGAUAACCUUUUUGCUUACUGGAAUGUGAAAUCAGAGAUGUUCUACCAUGGUGGUUGUGAAGAAUCGUUGGUUAACUUAAAACAGGGAGUUGCCAGCCAUAAUGUGGUUCCAGAAGGUUAUGAUUUUGUAUUCCGCCCAAUUUCGGCUAAAGCCAAACUGCUUAUGAAUCCUCGAUCUGAUGUUGACUUUUCAUCUCCAAAGAUGGAUUUAGAUGUAAAUUUACAGGAUAUAACUGUUGAAUUCAAUAAGCCACAGUACUUCAGUGUUAUGGAGCUUCUUGAGUCUAUUGAUAUGAUGACUCGGAAUCUGCCAUAUAGGAAGUACAGACCUGAUAUUCCAUUGCACAACAAUGCCAAGACAUGGUGGAAAUAUGUUAUUUAUGGCAUCCUUGAAGUAAAUGUUCAACCUAAGCUCCAGAUGUGGUCAUGGGAACAUAUUCGACACCAUAGGAAACAAGUGAAGAACUAUAAAGAGAUGUAUAAAACAAAGAUAACGUCAAAAAAACCUAAUGAAGAAAUCCUAAAAUUGUUGGAGGAAUUCGAAAAGACAUUGGAUGUUUUUAACAUCACUCUAGCAAGGCAACAAGCAGAAGUUGAGGCAACUAAGGCUGGAUUAAAAGUCUACAGACCAGGAGUAAAACAAGAUGAUGAAAAUUCUGGUGGCUGGUUUAGUUGGAUAUGGAGCUGGUCAGGUGAAAAGAAGGAUGAGCAAAAACAAGAAGUAAAGGGUUCAAGUCUUGAACAGCUGAUGACACGUGAAGAGAAGGCUAAACUUUAUGCAGCAAUUGGAUAUAGUGAAACAGCUGUGGAUCCAACCCUUCCAAAAUCAUAUGAAGCCAUGAAGUUCUCUGUGAAGUUAUUAAGCAUGUCUAUAUCAAUAAGAGAAAACAAGCAAACUCCUGAGCUGGUAGAAUUUGCGUUAACUGGCUUGAGUACAGUAUUUACCCAACGACCAGGUGCACAAGCAAUAAGAUUUGAAACAAAAAUUACCUCACUUGAAGUUACAGGCAUGUCCCGAGAGAAGUGUACACCCUGUCUCCUAUCUUCUCGAACGGUCUAUUCAGACAAGAGCACCUCACUCUUAACCAUAAUGUUUGAGACUAAUCCUUUGGAUGAGAAAGCAGAUCAGAGGCUUAGAAUAGAAUCACAGCCAUUGGAAAUAGUAUAUGAUGCAAUGACAAUAAAUAGCUUAGUGAAUUUCUUUAGGCCUCCAAAAGAUGUACAUUUAGAGCAAUUGACAUCAGCAACUCUGACGAAGCUUGAAGAGUUCCGUGAAAAAACAUCAACAGGUUUGUUAUAUGUUAUUGAAACCCAGAAAGUUCUUGACCUCAAAAUUAACUUCAUGGCUUCAUACAUCAUUGUUCCACAAAAAGGAUUCUAUGACCGUACAUCAAAUUUACUACUUCUGGAUCUUGGUAGUCUUAAAAUGAAAAGCAAAAGUCGUUCUGAUUUAACAGAACUCAAAGUAGGACAAAGCACUAUUGAAGAUAUAAUGUCAAGAGCUUAUGACAGUUUUGAUAUCCAGCUCAGCAGUAUUCAAUUACUGUACAGCAAACACGAUGAGAACUGGCAAGAGGCUCGGAAGCUGAAAUAUUCAUCUCAACAUAUCUUGCAGCCCUUGGAUGUAAAAGUGGAAUUUAGCAGGGCUAUGGUUGUUACAGAUGCAAGAAUGCCCAAGUUCAAACUGUCUGGACAGCUGCCUUUACUUUCUAUCCAAAUAUCGGAUCAGAAGCUGACAAGUGUCUUAGAGCUAGUUGAUGGCAUUCCUAAGCCAGAAAGUGCUCCUGCUACCAGUUCUCCUCCAAAAAUAACUGAG
This is a messenger RNA of Cariama cristata (Red-legged seriema), 1893 nucleotides long. RefSeq names its product vacuolar protein sorting-associated protein 13A-like. Gene Ontology annotation, biological process: protein targeting to vacuole; protein retention in Golgi apparatus; autophagy. Lineage: Eukaryota; Metazoa; Chordata; Aves; Cariamiformes; Cariamidae. The annotation marks the transcript as partial. Gene Ontology annotation, cellular component: extrinsic component of membrane. The record is from RefSeq and is a predicted model, not a curated record. The transcript is spliced from 16 exons.